Molecule: messenger RNA, 1575 nt
Organism: Scheffersomyces coipomensis
Lineage: Eukaryota; Fungi; Ascomycota; Pichiomycetes; Serinales; Debaryomycetaceae
Exons: 1
Coding region: 1-1575 (524 amino acids)
Biological process (GO): transmembrane transport
Cellular component (GO): membrane
Molecular function (GO): transmembrane transporter activity
Source: RefSeq, a predicted model, not a curated record
AUGUCCUCUCCAGAUAUUAAAUCAGCUAAAGCUGAUAUUUCUCAUAUAGAAAUCCAAGAUGUCAAUGAUUCAAAAUUAGUUGAUGAUCAUGACAUUACCAAUUUAGAUUCUUCAAAAGGACAAGAUCAAGAUCUUGAAUAUUAUGAUCUUCCUGAAUCUCUUCAACAUUUGACUCAAGAUGAAUUACGUGAAUUAGAUAGGAAAACCACUAGAAAAAUCGAUUUAAGAUUAAUGCCCAUGUUAAUUUAUAUUUAUAUCUUAAAUUAUUUAGAUAGAAAUAAUAUUGCUUCGGCAAGAUUAGGUGGAUUAGAAGAAGAUUUAGGAUUAGUUGGUACUCAAUAUCAAACAUGUAUUUCAAUUUUAUUUGUUGGUUAUAUUAUUUUCCAAAUUCCUUCUAAUAUGUUAUUAAAUAAAUUAGGAAGACCUUCGUUAUAUAUCUCAACUUUAAUGACUCUUUGGGGGGUUCUUUCAACUUGUACUGGUGCUGUAAAGAAUUUUAAAGGAUUAUUAACAGUUAGAAUCUUAUUAGGUAUAAUUGAAUCUGGUUUUUUCAGUGCUGCUUUGGCAACUCUUUCAAAUUGGUAUGAUAAAAAGAGUCUUUCAUUCCGUAAUUCGAUUCUUUAUUCUGGUUCUUUAAUGAGUAGUGCUUGGAGUGGUUUAAUUGCUGCUGGGAUCUUAGAUAAUAUGGAUGGUUUGGGUGGUUUAAGAGCUUGGAGAUAUUUAUUCUUUAUUGAAGGAGCUAUUACGGUGGUAUCAGUCCCAUUUGCUUAUUUUGUCUUACCUGAUAAUCCUUCAAAUACUAAAUUCUUAAAUCAACAAGAAAAAGAUAUUAUUCAAUGGAAAAUGAAAAGAGAUAUUGGUACAUCUGAUUCUGAUGAAGAAGCUCAAGAAUCAACCGUUACUGGUCUUUUCUUAGCCGUUAAAGAUUUAAAAGUUUGGUUAGUAACCCUUAUUUUAACUUUCUUAGUGGCCGCUUGUGGUGUUACUAAUUUCUUCCCAUCAGUAGUUCAAACUUUAAAUUUCAAUGAUACCGUUACGUUAUGUUUAACUGCUCCUCCAUAUUGUAUUGCAGUGGUUGCAACUUAUCUUUGGGCAAGACAUGCUGAUAAAACAGGAGAAAGAUUCUUACAUGUAACUAUACCAUUAGUUGGAGCUUUAAUAGCAUUCAUAAUUUCUGCAUCAACAUUAAAUACCGGGGCAAGAUAUUUUGCCAUGUGUUUAAUGAUUCCAUCAUUAUAUUGUUCAUUUACGAUUAUUUUAUCAUGGAUGUCAAAUUGUUGUCCAAGACCACCAGCCAAAAGAGCAGUUGCUCUUGCCUUAAUGAAUUGUAUUUCUAAUUCAACAUCAAUCUGGAAUGCUUAUUUAUAUCCUUCAAGUUCUGCUCCAAGAUAUCUUACUGCUUUCGUAUGUAAUUGUGUUUUCAUCUUAUGUGCUAUUGUUUUUGCAGUAAUUUUAAGAAUCAGAUUAGUCACCUUAAACAAGAGAAUUGCCACAGGUACCAUCAAUUGGCAAAAGGAAUUAGGUCAUGGUAAUGAUUCUUCCAAGAUAAAUUCUGACUUCAGAUUCUUAUUCUAG